Molecule: messenger RNA, 3036 nt
Organism: Mytilus californianus (California mussel)
Lineage: Eukaryota; Metazoa; Mollusca; Bivalvia; Mytilida; Mytilidae
Product: protein phosphatase methylesterase 1-like
Exons: 16
Coding region: 23-1261 (412 amino acids)
Biological process (GO): protein demethylation
Molecular function (GO): protein methylesterase activity
Source: RefSeq, a predicted model, not a curated record
AACGGGCACUUUCCGGAACAAGAUGUCUGCUAUGGAAAAACAAGCUUUGAAAAAUAAACUGGGUGGUUUACCACCAAUGCCACCACCUGGUGUAGGAGGCCAUGGAAAGAGACCAAUUGUUAGGAAAAGAGAUUAUACUCCUGUUUACUGGGACCAUUAUUUUGAACAUGAGCAUGAUGUAAAAGUAGAAGAAAAUACUUUCAGAGUGUAUGAAUGUGGUAAGGAAGGACCAGUCCUACUUUUUCUUCAUGGAGGAGGUUUCUCAGCUUUAUCAUGGGCCUUGGUAUCAAGUAAUAUAUCACAUUUAGUCACAUGUCGAUGUGCUGCAGUGGAUUUGAGAGGUCACGGAGACACAGUUACAACAGACGAUGGAGAUCUUAGUUCAGAAACAAUGUCUAGUGAUGUUGGCAAUAUAGUGAAGGCUUUAUAUGGAGAAGAUCCACCACCUAUAAUACUGGUAGGACACAGUAUGGGAGGUUCUAUAGCAGUAAACACAGCCUUCAGACACCUGAUUCCAUCCUUAAUUGGUCUGAUUGUAAUUGAUGUUGUUGAAGGAACAGCUUUGGAAGCAUUAACCAGUAUGCAAAGUUUUUUGAGAGGCAGGCCUGUUGUAUUUAAAUCUCUGGAACAUGCCAUUGAAUGGAGUGUUAGAGCAGGACAAAUAAGAAAUGUAGAAUCAGCCAAAGUUUCAAUGGUUGGGCAGCUUAAAAGAUUAGACACAGCAGAAACAGCUACCUCACAACUUGAUCAUGAACAUGAGAUGGAAGUUGUUACAUCUACAAAUGAUACAAUAGCUGAAGAGGAUGAAGAUGAGGAUGGAGAAAGUAAAAAAUCUAAAAAUAGCACAGACCGAUUACAGAGUACAGACAUAUUAACCUCAGACACAACAGAAUCCUCUAAAAAUCUACAGCAACACACAGAGAGUUUUAAAAAGCCUGAUAGUUCUACAAAAUAUACAUGGAGGAUAGAUUUGGGCAAAACAGAACCUUUUUGGAAAGGCUGGUUUCAAGGGCUAUCAGAAAAGUUUUUAUCCUGUGAUUGUCCCAAAAUGUUAUUAUUAGCAGGGGUGGAUAGACUAGACAAAGAGCUUACCAUAGGUCAGAUGCAGGGAAAGUUCCAGAUGCAGGUUCUACCUCAGUGUGGUCAUGCUGUGCACGAAGACAGUCCUGAUAAGGUAGCAGAUGUUCUUGCCACCUUUAUGGUCAGAUAUAAAGUUGCUGCAGCUACUCAUAAUUUUGAAAGAGCAUUUCCUGGCUGUUGAGUACUGGAUGACAGCUUUAUGAAUUUCACAUGUAGACAGGCAGUAACCAAGCAAAUUAGUUGAUUUUGGAUACAUUAUUGUUACAUGCACAAAAUGUCAUUUAGAAAUAACAUUUGAACAUAUUUGAAGUAUGUCUAUUUGUUAGCAGCUUCUGCAAAUAUUUUGACAGAAAUAUUGUGAAUGUAAACAUUUUUCAUAUAUUUUUCCAAGUGUAAUAUGUAUUAGAACAUCAUUUUAAAGUUCUUGGAAAAAAAUCAUAAUUAGUGAAUUAUUAAUCAGAAAUUGUCAGAGGUGUGAAAAAGUGUCAUACAUCAAGACAGAAAAUUCCCUUUUGUUUUCAUUCUUUAAUGUUUUUUUUUAAAUAUUCUUUCAAUAUUUUAAGGGAUUAAUAAACUAUCCAUUGUCAGUUUGUUUUCAACUUAUGAGUUUGAAUGUCCUUUUGACAUCUUUCCCCCUCUCUUUUAUCACUCUCAUUGUCAAAAUAUGAUUUGGGGAUCCACAGGUUGAGAACAAUUGGGACAUAAAAUCCCUUUUGGUAAUAUAACUAAUGGGAUAUAGAUAAACUGCAAAAGAUCUUUCAAUUUCAGAUUAUAUUGGAGAAUAUUGCAAAGUGAAAAUAAUCACUUAAAAGGGAACCACCUUUGGUUAGCAACUUUUUUGUCAAACUGAUUCUUUAUGAGGGAUCAAUCUAGCAACUUAUUAAGUUUCUAAAAAAAAAGUUGCCAAUAAUGAUUUUAAUAAAUGCACUUUUCGAUAUCUUGGAUGAAAUCCAAAUGAGGAUUUUUUGCACUGUAGAUCUAAAUCUCAAACGGAUUAUAAAAACUAUUUGAGUAGGCAGUUUCAACCUGAAAAUCAAAAUUUGUGUAGUAAUAUUGGCGUAGAUGUGUAGUAAUUUUGAAUACUUGCACAAAACUAAGAAUAUUAAAAAUUGAUACAAAAGAUUUAUACACCAAUAAAAUUUGUUAUUAUGAAAGGAUUCUUCUCUAAAGUAAAAUGGGUAAAUAUUCAUAUUACAUUAACAUGUUCUCGUCCUGAAUAUGCAUAUUAAUUUGCAGCUUGAUGUUAAGCAGCCUUCCAUCAUCAUCAUCAUCUAAAGUAAAUAACAAAAAUACCGAACUUCAAGGAAAAUUAAAAGCAGAAAGUCCCUUAUCAAAUGGCGAAAUCAAAAGCUCAAACACAUCAAACGAAUGGAAACUACUGUAAUAUUUCUGACUUGGUACAGGCAUUUCAUGUAGAAAAUGGUGUAUUAAACAUGGUUUUAUAUCUAGUGAAACCUCUCACUUGUAUGAAAGUCACAUAGAAUUCCCACAACAUCAUCAAAAAAAUAUGUUUGGCAUAUUUAAUAAUAAGCUAUACUAAUGUCUGUAGUAAAAUGCUCUAUGUGUGGUUUUAUAUUACACAGUUAGUCUUUGUAAGCAGCCUGCAUGAUCAUUUUAGGAAGUUUUAAUUGGGCUGUGUUUCUUUGUAGAACAUUUAACUUUUUGUCGACUUUUUAUGAUGUUUUUGAAAUAGCUUAAUUUGAUAAUUUAUUAUUUAAAUUUAGAUAUAAGAUAUGGCAAGUCAGGAUUGACACUGCUUAGAUAAAGAUGUGUUGUUUUGUUGAAUUAUUGUCUUAUAAGUGUAUUUGUUUUGCUGUAUGAUUUCAUAGAUUCACUUUAUGAAACAGCACACUAAAGCAAAGAAUGAUAUUUUUUCAUUUAACUACAUAUUAUUGGCUUUUGUUACAUAUAUUUGACAAAAAAAAUUAAAUAUUAAAGUAAAUUAUGAAAUAUAAA